CAGGCCUCUGUGAGAAAUGCCAACAUGGAACCGUGGCAAGGACGAUGUUCUUCCCAAUAAUAACAUUGAAAGGGACAUCUGGAUUCAUCCUAUGUCAUACACCCACAAUCCGGACGUUUCAAUCCAUAUUUACACGAGUGUUUUCAAAUCGUGGCAAUACCUUCGGCCUUCCACUGAUCUGCACACCAACAAAUGGUCUCCAUAAGUGACAAAGCGGUGGCCCCUUCUAAUGAAUCGUUUGCGGACCAUGCCUUGGCCACCUUGCCCUUCGUGGAAGUGGGCAGCAGUGAGAGCAGCGAGAGGGGCAGCUCCAUCUCAUGCUCCAGUCCCGAAACCGGAGACGCUGGAGCUCAACUCAGCUACAGCCCAGGGGAGGAAGACGAGGAUGAUGGGCCGCUGCAGAUCUUUUUAGACUCCACUGAGGAGAUGCUGACUCAGCCACCCAAGCUGCCUGAUUUUAUACCCCAGCUCUCCAGCACCUUCUCUCCAACCCUGGAGGACAUUGAGGAGUUCUUGAUGGAGAAGAUGGAGCUUCUGAGUGAUGCUCCUCUGAGUCCGGAGGAAAAGUCAAAGGAGGAUGUGCCUCCAUUACAGCCAUCUUCCCCCGGUGACACAGAGCCGAAAUCCAGCCCCACCACAGCAUGUCCUGCCGCUCAGAGUGUUAACACCACGGCUAAUGCCGCACCGGUGCUCGUCGGUGCACCGUUUGUGCUUCAAUUACAACCUCUCCAGCUAAGCCACACCCUCCCACAGCCAGACGCCCAAUCGGGUGUGGCCAACGGGCUUCGAGUGGCCCACCUGGUGCUCGGUGUCCAAGGGGCACAGAACAUUACCCUUCUUUCACCGCAGGUGCCCUCAGCAACUCUCCUCCCCAUUGUGGGCGAGGCCGUCAACCAAGACCAAAAGUAUGUGAAGAUCGCUCCCCUGCCUAUUGCCGUCAGGGCGGUCGGAAUAGUGGGCACAGGCCUGGUCAAAGCCAUCCCUCCACGUCCAUCCAGGACCUCCACGGAAACCUUGCGGGUACAUAAAUGCUCUCACCCCGGGUGCGAGAAGAUGUACACCAAGAGCAGCCACCUGAAGGCUCAUUUCCGCAGACACACGGGAGAGAAACCCUAUCUGUGCAGCUGGCCAGACUGUGGGUGGAGGUUCUCUCGCUCUGAUGAGCUGUCCCGCCACCGGCGGUCUCACUCGGGAGUCAAGCCUUAUGAGUGCACAAUGUGCGACAAAAAGUUCGCCAGGAGCGACCACCUGUCCAAACACACCAAGGUGCACCGCGGUCCUCGUGCCGGCAGACUAGUCAGGGCAAACGUCUGAUCCACCGGACAAACCUGGAGUGUGAUUCCUGGAGUCUGAGAGGGAAAGCUAUGAUAUCUAAAGGGGCUCACAAGCUGUAACCCUCCGCCUUCAUUUUUGUCUCUGUUUCCUCGUUUAUCCAGAUGUUUGUUUAUCUUGGUGCUACAGUCAGCUGAUUGGAAACUCAGGGAUGUGAUUGUUAAGCUCAAAGCAGAUUUCUGGCUUUUUUGGAGGGCUGAAGUAAAGCUCACAGUCGAUUUCAUCACGUUUCGUCCUUCGCUGGUGUAAAGCUACAGGUUGAGCUGCAACAGCUUUCGAGAUCUAGUCUUAUUGCCUUUAAACCCGAGGUUGCAGGAAGUCUGGAGAUCUAAAAGGCAAUAUGGAGUAUAAUUUGAAGAAACAUAUUUCAUGUACAGUUUGUGAAUAUUGUGUUAAAGAUCUAACCAGGUGAAAAUAUGCAAGGAAAACAGUAUUUUGAUCGGCUCUAGCACGUUAACUGAAGCAAGAAUGCGGCAGAAUUUCCCUUAAAUUAAGACAAUAUGCACUACGAUUUAGGCUAUGCUAUUAUGCAUUAUCAAACAUGGCCUCUGUCAGGGUGAAUCUGAAGAAAAAUGCAAUGUUUAGUCCUAUUUUAUCCAAAAAAAAUAAGUAAAACAAAAAAAUUUCAAAAAAGAAAAUAUUUUCAUGAAAUUGUUUGUAUUACUCUUAUGUUUAAUUCUCAAAAUAACCAGUGGCCAUGCAAAAACCUCUAAUUUUUAUUAUUGCAAUGCAAAAACAUCUCAUUCUCAUUUUAAAAAAAAAUAGUAAUUUAAUUACUGUAUUACUCAAAGAAAUAUAUAUUUAAUUUGUAAAGUACAAUUGUAAUAGUACACUACGAAAGUAUCAGUUAUUAAAAUUAAUUUAUACAGAUUUCUAUUAUCAAAACAAAAAAUGAUAACGGUUACAGUCAUGAGAAUGAGGUUUUUUGCAAUUGUCAUUAAAACAAUGUCACACUAUAUAUAUAUAUAUAUAUAUAUAUAUAUAUAUAUAUAUAUAUAUAUAUAUAUAUAUAUAUAUAUAUAUAUAUAUAUAUAUAUUAAAAAAACAUUAUUUUAUUGGAUUUAAUUAUUUUAUUUUGACAUUUCUGUAUGAGAUUCAUCUUACUAAAUUACCCUUCUGAAGUAUAGCUCUUUUAAAAGGAAUUCUUAAGUAAUGCAAAAUUAGGUCCGAUGCAGGUAUUUGUGACAUGUCACAGUGUUUUAAAACAUUGAAGUUUUUUCUUAAUUCAAAUGUUUUAGUCCCCGCCCCUCCCCCCUCGCGCAAACCCAAUCGCGUUGAAAUAUCCGGAAUGUCUCGGCCCAAUCACAUCCCUGCGCCAGCUGAAAGGUAUUUAUGCAUCAAGUUGCUUUCCAUGUUUUUCUCUCGUGCCUCAUCUCUCUCAGUCCGUUGAGAGCGUAUGCCAAACCGGGCUCCACGGGGCCGUGGAUAACAUCACUACAUGUAUGGAUGAACUUAUGUACUGUAAAACAUAUAUAAGCUAGAAACAAUUUUCUCUUCGGUCUGUAAUCAAACAAAGAGAAUUGUUUCCUUUAUGUCAUCGUAAUGUGCUUUGCAUUAGAUAAAUGCAUUUUUUUCUACUUCGUGCCGUCAAGGUUGAUAAGCUAAAUCGCUGAAGACAGGUGUUACUGUUCACAAAAACUGGCAGCUGAUCGCUUCCUGUUGAAAUGAAGCUAUCUGGACAUCAUUUUACCGAUACGUCAUUGAAGGCUUCAACUCUGUUAUUAAUGGGACUGUGCUUGAGUUUCUUUUUUUGAGAAGGUCAUGUUAAUCUUCCACAUGGAGUGAAUUUCCUUGACAUCAUCUUGCCUUUUUAACAUCUGGUCUUAACUACUUUAUGCAUUGUUACCCCCCCCCACCCCCGCUCUACUUAGUAGCUCAUGUAGGCUUUCAUGAAUUAUCAGGUGCUCUACAUACUUAGUAUCUGGACUUAUCAAUGCUCUAAAAUUUAUAGCAGUUUCUGAAUGCUCACGUAGGUACAUCAUUUUUAAUAUCGCACAGAGAGCGUCCUGAUUUACAGUGUUUUUUUGACUAGUACUGUCAUGUAAGAUCUUCUUUUUCUUGUUCUCUCUUAUUCGAAGAGAGAUGUCUGUUUUUUGGGGGUUUUAUAACAUUAUCAUCCUUGAUUUUUCUGCCACCACCUUCAUCCCAAUAAAAGCGUUAAAUUAUUUCCUUUACCUACAACUUCA
Messenger RNA from Cyprinus carpio (common carp), 3518 nucleotides. Its product is annotated as Krueppel-like factor 15. Lineage: Eukaryota; Metazoa; Chordata; Actinopteri; Cypriniformes; Cyprinidae. Gene Ontology annotation, molecular function: DNA-binding transcription factor activity, RNA polymerase II-specific; RNA polymerase II cis-regulatory region sequence-specific DNA binding. The record is from RefSeq and is a predicted model, not a curated record. Gene Ontology annotation, biological process: regulation of transcription by RNA polymerase II.